CCCCUCCUCCCAGGAAGGCCUCGGGGAAAGCCUGGGACAGAGGGCUUUCCUCCCCUCCCCCCCGCCCAUCCCUGCCGGCCUGUGCACAAAUGCAAAACAGCACGUGACCCCCGCCUUCCCGGUCCGGCCCGAGGAUUUUAAGGGUUUUGGUUUUUUUUAAUUUUUAAACAGUUUAUUUGAAAAAGAAACCAACCACCCCGCCGAGGCUGAGGGGGCGGUUUGCGGGACUCUGAUCCCUUGGGGCAGAGCCAGGCCCGAAGGACGAGGCCCCCGUCCCAGCCGGUGACGCUGCGCGAAAGUCACCGCCUUCCUCGGCACAAACGGGCCCGGGACCCCCUCGCUCCGCAGCUCGCGGGCCCAGAGGCAACAAAGUGAAGUGUCAACGGUAAAGACUUGACCUUCAGCCACGCCCCACGCUUCACUUCCGCCAGGCGAGAGUCUGGAUUGGUGCGCCCCCUGGGCCGUUCUUCCGGAUGGGCUGGGCUAAGGUUCCGGUCAGGCCACGUGUUACUCCGGCGCUCGCUCCAAUGAAGAGUUGCUGCCCGGCCGUCCAAUCCCGUUGCGCCGGCUGCGUCGGCCAGCCAAUCGCUAUCCUCGAAGGCAAGGCUCCCGAACGCUAUUGGGCGGCGUCUGCGUCUCGGCGCAGUAGGUCUUGGGCUGCGGCGGGGCUCGGGUCAGGCCGGCUUGGGGCCAGUGCGCGUCCCGCCGGGGUGCCGGGGCCAUGGGGCGGCGCUGGGGCCUAGCCUUGGCGGCGGGCGAGCGGGCGGGCUGCGUGGUGAGCGCUCGCGGCGCAGAGCGCCCCGGAGCCGAGGCCGAGGGUCCGUGGAGCUGCAGCGGGGUGCUGCUGAGCCGGAGCGCGGGGCUCGUGCUGUGCCACGGGGGCAUCGUGGCGCCCUUCCUGCGCGCCGGCGCCGGGGUCUUACAGCCGGGGGCCGGGCCGUCCUUCCUGGGCGCCGAGAGCUGUCGUGACGACUUGCGGCUGCACGUGCAGUGGGGGCCGGGCCGCGGGGCGGGGGCGGGGGCGCGGGCCGGGCCGCGGGGCGCCCUGUGUACGCCGCCCUGCAGCGCCCAGCCCGCGCCCCGCGCCCCGGCCCGCGCCCGCCUGCUGCUGCUCGUCUGCUGUCCGGCCUUUCGCGCCGGCUUCGCGCGCCUCUUCGGCGGCGACACGGCCGAACAGUGGCGCUUCGCGGGCAGCGGCCCCGAGCCCCCGGCUCCCCCGCAGGAGUCCGAGGACCAGGCGGGCGCGUGGGCGGACGAGGGGCCGCUGCUGGCGGCGCUCGGGUGGUUCGCGCUCUUGUGCGUCGAGGGCAGCGCGGAGGCGGCGGCGGGCCCGCGGCUGUCGGUGGCGCCUGCCGCCUCCCUGCCCAAGGGCGCCCCGCUGCUUGCCUGCGGCUCCCCGUUCGGUGCCUUCUGCCCGGACAUCUUCCUCAACAGCCUGAGCCGCGGCGUGCUCAGCAACGCGGCCGGCCCGCUGCUGCUCACGGACGCGCGCUGCCUGCCCGGCACCGAGGGGGCCGGCGUCUUCUCGGCCCGCGGCGCGCUCGUGGCGCUCGUGGCGGCGCCGCUCUGCUGGCGGGCCCGCGAGUGGGUGGGCCUGAGCCUGCUCUGCGCCGCCGACGCGCUCCUCCACGCCGCGGCCCACGCGCUGGGCCGCCUGGGCAGCCCCGCCGAGGCCCGCCUGCUGGCCUCGCUCCUGCCCCCCGAGGAGCCCCCGAGUCCCCCGCUGCUCCCGGAGCUCGGCGCCGCCUGGACCGCUGCCGUUCUGGUCGAGUGUGGGUCCGUGUGGGGCUCCGGAGUGGCGCUGGCCCCGCGCCUGGUGCUCACCUGCCGCCAUGUGGCCCCGCAUGAGGCCAAGAGGGUCCUGGUGCGGCCUGCGGCCCCCAAGAGUUCUCCGGUCUGGGGGAAAGUGGUGUUUGCCACCCAGGACACAUCUCCCUAUGACGUGGCAGUGGUGAAGCUGGAGGAGAACCUCAGGGGCAUCCCAUUUCCUGUCCUGGCCACCCACUUCCAUGAAGGAGAGGACGUGUGCGUGGUCGGCUUUGGGGCCUUUGGCCAGGCCUGCGGCCCCUCGGUGACCUCGGGGAUCCUGUCGGCUGUGGUGGAGGUGAAAGACGCGCCUGUGAUGCUGCAGACCACGUGCGCCGUGCACGGGGGGUCCAGCGGGGGGCCUCUCUUCAGCGACUUGGGGGAACUCCUGGGGAUCGUCACCAGCAACACCAGAGACAACAGCACGGGGGCCACCUACCCCCACCUGAACUUCAGCAUCCCCGUCACGGUGCUGGAGCCGGCCCUGGAGCAGUACCGGCAGACCGGGGACCUGCAGCGCUUCGGGGAGCUGGACCGGCCUGGCGAGCAGGUGAGGGUGGUGUGGCGGCUGCAGAGGGUCCCGGCCGAGCCCCCCCGGAGCAAGCUCUGACUCCCCCGCAGGAUGCGGCCAGUCUCUGUCGGCCCUCGGCCACUUGGGACCAAGGCCUGGUGGAAUGGACGCCGACUCCCAGGCACAGACCACCCUAGUCAGCGGGGGAUCCCUCCCUCCCCUCGGGCCGGGGGCAGCUGGCAGCCCUCCUGACCAGCCUGAGGGCCCUCCCGGGGCCUGCGGAGAUGCCCCUUCCUAGGGCCGGAGGGUCCGGAUGACAAUGAAGGCGGCCCCUGUUUGUCACGUGCUUUCUUCACAGCCCCACGGUGAGGUGGGGGGACUGAGGCCCAGAAGAGUGGGGUGGGAUCCGUGCGGUGGGCACUGGGCCCGGGGGGAUGGUGAGUGAAGCCGCGGAGGAGGCAGCUUAGGGGCCCAGUGCCUCCCCAGAGCCGCCGUGGUCUGCUCCCAGAAGGGGAGGGCUUGGCCCCCGAGGCCGCGGGUCCGGGCCUGCCCUGGGGACGGAGGCGUUUCAUGGCUGCCCCAGACACUUGUAUCAGUUCUGUUCUAACAGCACAAUUAAAAAUUUCUUUCCUUCA
Sarcophilus harrisii (Tasmanian devil) is the source of this 2952-nucleotide messenger RNA. RefSeq names its product trypsin domain containing 1 (gene TYSND1). Gene Ontology annotation, cellular component: peroxisome. Bases 722 to 2416 code for a protein of 564 amino acids. The record is from RefSeq and is a predicted model, not a curated record. Gene Ontology annotation, biological process: regulation of fatty acid beta-oxidation; protein processing. Gene Ontology annotation, molecular function: serine-type endopeptidase activity. The transcript has 4 exons. NCBI's taxonomy places the organism in Eukaryota, Metazoa, Chordata, Mammalia, Dasyuromorphia, Dasyuridae.